GUGCGUACCAGCCAAUCCGCGGGCGGCUCCACAUCCGGGGCUCUCCUCCCCCCCCCCCCGCGGCCGUUCGCACUCUCGGCUAUGGCGGAGGCGACCAUUUCAGGUGCUGGGAUUUUUCCAGCCCUGCAUACCAACCACCAGUGUUUUCUUUUGAUCCCCUCGUGGAAAGGCCUGAGAUUUCUCUUGGAUUGUGUUCUCAGUUCCUGGUAUCCAGUGGAUUCUCUCAGCAAGCAGGCCUCAUUUGGGCGGGAGAGUCCAAGGGUGGUGUCAUACCCUGCCUGUAACUUAUGCCCUGGGAGACUGAACCUUCAUACCACUGCAGUGGUGCCCAUGGGCUCAGCUGACCACCGGUUCAACCUGGCUGAGAUCCUGUCCCAGAACUACGGAGUGCGGGAAGAGAGAGAGGAGGAGGAGCACACACACGGAAAAGCAAAGCCAUUGGAAGAGCUAGAGAAGAGCUUCAAUGCUUCCCAGAACAGUGACAUGCCAUUUGAGGAACUGCUUGCCCUCUACGGCUAUGAGGCCUCUGACCCCGUCUCGGAGCAGGAUAGCGAGAGCAACGAUGUCACGCCCAACCUUCCAGACAUGACCCUGGAUAAGGAGCAAAUAGCAAAGGAUUUGCUUUCGGGGGAAGAGGAAGAGGAGACGCAGUCUUCAGCAGAUGAUUUGACUCCUUCAGUUACAUCCCAUGAUGCAUCGGAUCUUUUCCCUAACCAGCCUGGUUCCAACUUCCUUGCUGAGGAAGACAAGGGGCCCAGCUCGUCCCCCUGUGCUUCCUUCUCGGCUGAAGACUCUGAAGAGGACUCCAUCCCCCCCAGCGACUGUAAGAAGGAGAUUAUGGUUGGGCCGCAGUACCAGGCAGCUGUCCCUCUCCUCCAGUGGAACAGGCAUGGCGAAAAAGUCUAUGAAAAUGAUGACCAGUUGCUUUGGGAUCCCAAUAUCCUCCCUGAAAGAGAGGUGGAAGAGUUCCUUUACCGUGCUAUCAAGAGGCGGUGGGAUGAGGUCUCCAACCCCAGCCUUCCAGAAGGAGAGGUGGUGAAGGAUAACGAACAAGCCCUGUACGAGCUGGUGAAGUGCAACUUCAAUGCCGAAGAGGCACUGCGGCGACUCCGGUUCAAUGUGAAGGUCAUUCGAGAUGAACUCUGUGCCUGGAGCGAGGAGGAAUGCAGAAACUUUGAACAUGGCUUUCGGGUGCACGGGAAGAACUUCCACCUUAUUCAAGCCAACAAGGUCCGCACCCGGUCCGUGGGCGAGUGUGUGGAGUACUAUUACAUGUGGAAGAAGUCGGAGCGCUAUGAUUACUUCGCCCAGCAGACGCGGUUCGGAAGGAAGAAGUACGUCCUCCAUCCUGGAGCCACAGAUUAUGUGGAUAAUUUUUUAGAUGGUGCCGAAGUUGAAAGUGGCAGCCGCUCCCGUGGCUCCCCGCAUCUCCCUUCAGCCACUGGGAGCCUGGAUUCUCGCUUCAACCCAGAUCACUUGGCAAUGGAGAGUACAGAACCCCUGAGCAUUGAGAGCGCCGCUUGCAGCUUGGGCAGCACAAGCGAGUCAGGCCACGGCUACGAGUGCAGCACCCCUUCGGAAAUAAACUGUUCCUUCGACCACCCUUCAGAAGAGACGCCUGUGGGCAGCGGCGGCACUUCUGCUUUCCUGCGGCAGCCGCCCAACCCCUCGGAAGCCGGGUUCUACCAGUUGGCGGCCGCGGCCAAACAGGAGCCUGUGCGGUGUGCUGGGGAGGCCAUCGCUGUGGACUUCACCCUUCCGGAGAACGUUUCGGAGGGGCUGCCUUUAAUAUCGGGCCGCAUGGGACUGGACAGGGGUCCAGAGACAUUGGCAGCUCCUGCGCAAGUGUCCUUAUCGGUCCCCGACUUCAGCAUCCUGGGCGUUGGAGAUGGAAAUAGCUUCCUGGCCUCUCAGCAGGCCUGCCCAGCGCCUGUGACUCAUGCGGAAUCCUUCUCGCAGUGAUGGUGCCUGGGGAUGGGCCAGCCGUGGGCCAAGCAUCGAUUCGGACCUGACUGGAUUGAAAUCGCUUGGGAACACAGAGGCGGGGCGGA
Molecule: messenger RNA, 2051 nt
Organism: Heteronotia binoei (common prickly gecko)
Lineage: Eukaryota; Metazoa; Chordata; Lepidosauria; Squamata; Gekkonidae
Gene: MIER2
Product: MIER family member 2
Exons: 14
Coding region: 82-1962 (626 amino acids)
Biological process (GO): negative regulation of transcription by RNA polymerase II
Cellular component (GO): nucleoplasm
Molecular function (GO): histone deacetylase binding; transcription corepressor activity
Source: RefSeq, a predicted model, not a curated record